Molecule: messenger RNA, 1530 nt
Organism: Biomphalaria glabrata
Lineage: Eukaryota; Metazoa; Mollusca; Gastropoda; Planorbidae
Product: visual pigment-like receptor peropsin
Exons: 6
Coding region: 65-1411 (448 amino acids)
Biological process (GO): visual perception; G protein-coupled receptor signaling pathway
Cellular component (GO): photoreceptor outer segment; membrane
Molecular function (GO): G protein-coupled receptor activity
Source: RefSeq, a predicted model, not a curated record
AUUAUAAUGAAGCCUUCUUAAAGCCCAUUACCAUUUUGUGACCGCAAACUGCCCCCUGUUCAUAAUGACCUUGCUGCAGUCGUCAAAGGCCGCUGGAGGGCCGAGGUCAGUGCUUACAGAUGCAACAACCAUAGGUAGUGUGGUCACGACCGACAUGCUAGCAGACAACGCCACAGAGGGCAGGCACUUCAUCCCCCUGAGCGAUGCUGGGUUUACUUUCAUUGCCUGCAUGCUUGGGUUCACCUUCGUGGUCGGCUCCUUCAGCAACGGUCUCUGCCUGUUUGUCUUCAUCAGAAACCGGCGCCUGAGGUCCCCGACGAAUGUGUUUGUAAUGGCCUUGAACUUGGUGGACUUUCUAAUGUGUUUUACAGGAAUACCCAUGGCAAUGACAUCGGCGUGGAACCACAAGUGGAUCUGGGGUGACGCCAUGUGUGAUUUCGAGGCGUUUCUGGUUUACUUCCUUGGAAUGGCCUCCAUGUAUGUCCUGAUGGCCAUCGCCUUUGACCGCUACAUUGCCAUCAGCAAACCCUUGCUAGGCACAAAGAUUACCAAAUCUAUAGCGUACGUAUCGUGCGCCGGAUGUUAUUUCCUAGGUUUUAUCUGGGCCAUACCCCCGGCUUUCGGCUGGAACGAGUUUGGCCUGGAAGGGGCCGGAAUCUCUUGCAGUGUCGUCUGGGAGAACCCCGACCCCCUCUACAUGAGCUACAUCUGGGCCAUCUUCUUCUUCUGCUUCAUCAUCCCGCUUGGUAUUAUGGUCUACUCCUACUGGGGCGUGCUCGCCACUCUGAGGAAUUUAAAUAAAAAUUCUGUUUGGGACAUGAACAGCAGAGUGGCUCGUAAAAAUCUGGCCAUUGAAAAGAAGAUGUUCAAGACGGCAGUUCUGAUAGUAGCCAGUUAUUGGAUCUGUUGGAUGCCUUACACCGUCGUCUCCUUCAUUUCCGCCUUCAUUGGAAGCGAGAUCAUUCCGCCAUUGUUCGCCACCAUUCCGCCAGUCAUAGCCAAAUGUCAAGGCCUCCUCGAUCCUAUAAUCUACGUUGCUACUAACAAACAAAUGAGGCAGGCCAUCUUUGAGUCAGUGCCCUGUGAAGGCCUCAGAAACUCCCUGCUCAAGGAAGCGGAAGAGCCAGUCCCAGAAGCGGACUCCGAAGAGUCGGACGUGGAGGGUACUGCCAAACCCAAGAAGCCCGGACCUUCCGGCGCGGAUAAAAAAGCGGGUCCCAUCAAAAAGGCCUCAGUAGGGGGUAAGGGAAAUAAAGUGCACGCCCUGAAAGUGGAGCCCUCAGCGGACGAAGGGGUGAGUGAAAUGUCAACUGUGGACACCCCAGGCACCACAUUUGUCACUCCAGUUCAAAUUUUACAAUCAGGGGCGGCUACUCAGGUUUCCUACUCCAACACCGAAACAUCAGAGUAAACGCCCUUGCGUAUAGAUUUAUGUUUUGCAGUAUUUAUAGAUUUAUUGUUAAUAUUUUGUAUGACUGGAUUAUAUAAUAUGUACGAUACAGCAUUAUUGUGUUUUUCAAUGUUUUUUAA